AUGAAUUCAUCUUCAUUCAACCUCAUCACUGAUGACUAUAUUAGAGCUGCACCUGAUACUCAACUUUCGUCUUCCGAAACUCAUCUUCUUCACAAUCUACUUUCACAAGAAGAUCAACUUCAUUACAAUCAAACUAUCAAUAUUCAACUUUCUGAUCACAUUGUACAUAUACUAAAUCAUUUAUCUUCACUUCUCUAUCUUGAUUCAUCUACAAUAUGGAUGACUACUAUCUUACUCAAAAAACUCACUCUUCAACAAUAUUCUAUUGAUUUAUUAACUAUCAUUGCUUCUACCACACUUUCACACAAAUAUCAACAUUCACAAGCACAAGAUAUCGAUUAUGAUCUUAUUGCUCAAUAUUUCCAUAUUCAAAAUAUCCAACUUAUUCAUGAUACUGAAAUUGAACUUCUUGACAUAUUCUCAUAUGAUAUUUGUGAAACAACACCACAUCAUUUCUUUUCAUAUUUAACAAAUCUCUCGAAUACAAAUGAUGAUGAAAAUCUUAAACAAACUAUUGAACAAGCUCGAUCAUUAUUAUCAACUAUCUCACAUCAAACAUUUCAUCUUCUUCACAAAUAUCCAUCGAGUAUUGUUGCACUUUCUCUUAUCUCUAAUAUCACAUCAAAUACUUUCAUUAUUGAACAAAUCAAAAGUUUUCUUCUUCAGAAAAAAGAUCCACAACAUUAUAUUGUAAGUGAACAACUCUCCUUUAUUUUCAUGUUCUUAUUCUUAUUCUUUAUAGAUACAACUACGAGAAUGUAUAUUUCAACUUCAAAGUUAUACUUCAUAAACUAUGACAACAUCAAGUGUUUGUUAUUUCUUGGCAUAUAUAAUACACACACCGACCAUUGCCUCUCUUUCUCUCUGACUCUUGAAAAUACAGUGAUUUAUGAAGAUAUCGAAUUGCGUAUUUGAUGCCGACA
Molecule: messenger RNA, 923 nt
Organism: Adineta steineri
Lineage: Eukaryota; Metazoa; Rotifera; Eurotatoria; Adinetida; Adinetidae
Source: the annotation of a GenBank genome assembly